AUGCCGCCCGACCAGUCCUUCUGUGGAGCUUUACAGCCGUGGGGUCCCCAAGAAACAGGGGUCGUCUUCUACUCUCUCCACCUUCCCUGUAUUCGUCGGUUCGAGCUAACAAAUAGAGGCAACCGUGUGCAUUGGCUCUCGUGGAAAGCAAAAUGCUACAGCCCACCUAAGGGGAAGGACCAGAGUGUCUCAGCCCUCAGCAGCCCCAAAGAUGCUUCCCAGAGCCCCAAACGUGCCGCCCCCGUGUUUGAGGUGGAGCUACCGACGGGGACACUGCAGCCAGGCGAGUCUGUGGACAUGGUGCUGCGAGGCUUCUCCCACAUCUCGCAGGAGGUGCAGGAUUAUGUGUUCUGUGAAGCUGCCAUUGGGAUAACCAGCCACAAAGAGAAGAUAAUAGAAAUAAUCAUUACCUGCAAGUUCAUUCACCCCUCUAUAGAAGCAUCAGCCAGUCAAUUCUCUUUCCGGGUGGAGAAGAAACCCAGUGAUGUCCUGACGCUGCAGUACCAGCCUUUGGCUUUAAAAAACACCUGCCUGCUGCCACUGGACCUUAUGCUGGACUUGGAGCAGCCAUUCCUGGUCUGUGAUGAGGACCAGAAGCCCCUCCCUGACGGCCAGGUGAGCAGCCCUGGACUCCUGCAGUGGGGUCUGAAGAGGAGGGAUGUGGUGGUGCCUUUCUGUUGGGAGCUCCUUGAGUCAAGAAGUUUAUUCUGCAGUAUCAGCAGUGGGCUGCCUGUGACAGUGGGUGUAGGGGAGACCUGUCAUCUCUACAUCGCGUUUGACCCAGCUUAUAAACUGGAUUUUAAGAGCUGGAAAAUAGAGAAGGUUCUGAAGAUAGACAUGGUCAGGGGCCAUCCUUUUGUGGAGCGUAUCACCCUUCGGGGAGAAGUCCACUUCCCAAGUCUCCGAAUCCAGCCCGGCACCCUGGAGAUUGGCUGCAUCGUGGCUGGCACUGAAGAAGUGCGUUCUCUGAAGAUCACCAACCGCAGCCCACUUCCCGUCGAGUACCACUGGUCAUUCCAUUCGGACAGCCAGGUGAACAAGUUGAGAUAUGAGCCUUACCCACCUAAAUUCAAACCCCAACCACCAAAGGGGAAGAGAACCUAUUUGGGUUGCCUGUCAUCUCAAUGGAGACAGUUCAAGAUUGGAAGGGAGGAGGCAGCCAGAGCCCUGAAAGAAUUGCAGGAUUUUAACCAAUCUUUAGGAACAGAGGUGCAAAUACAACUGCCUGAACCCCCUCGCUUCCCACGAGAGUUGGUGGGAUUCAGGCACUCCGUGGACAUGCCACACACUCCCCUCGAAGUGGAGAAGGCUUUCAGUAUCGUGCCAGUGUCAGGUGUGCUGCAGCCGGGAGAGAGCCAGCAGGUCUCCUUCACCUUCUUUGGCCACCUCAACACCAUCUGCAAUGUCACGGCGCUGUGCCACGUGGAGGGAGGCCCCACCUACGAGGUGGUGGUGACCGGAGAGGCCUCACGUGUCAGCUACUCCCUGAGCUCCCGGGAGAUCGACUGUGGCUCUCAGAUGUUUAAUGAAAUUCAUCACCGCACAGUCACCCUGGCAAACACUGGCAAGCCUGAAUUCAACUGGGUGCUAAAGCCUAGCACUGCCGACCAGCGUCUGCCUGGCGUGUUUCUGGUCAAGCCCACCACUGGCUCCAUUGCACAUGGCGAGAAGCAAGUGCUGAAAUUCUCUUACAUGCCGGGAUUACCAGGAGCCUUCAGCAGGACUUACCAGCUUAAAGUGGGUGACCUGGACCCAGAAAAUAUCUGCCUGAAAGGAGAAGCGUCCUUUCCCAUGAUCAGGGUGAACCUGCCCUGGAACAUCAAAGGAAAUGAAAAAGAUGAGAUCACUAAGAGUCAGACCUCGAAGACUCGGGAUCCGAAGACUCAGGGCCUGAAGCCCCACAUCCCUCGUUCUGGCAUUGUAUCAAACACUCAGCUGCAGAUAGAGAUGAUGAGGAUGCUGAUAAAGAAGCCUUCUCUGGAGCUGCAGAAAAAGCUCCCAUCCCAUGCCCUGAAGAGCAGGUUCCCUGAGAAGGAGCUGUGCCAGCGUCUUGUCAAAGUUAACCUGCUCGAGUAUGUCCUGGACAUGGGCCCUGUCCUGAAGGGUUACACUGAGACACACACUCUGAAGAUCACCAACCCUGGGCAGAUCUAUGUGUCCUUCCAGGUCAAUGUGUCUGUCCUGCGGGACACAGGUUUCAGUGUGGACCUGAACAAGAUGGAGGACCUGCCCCCCAACCACACCGUGGCGUUUGAAGUGCGCUUUGAAAGUGCCCACCAGCCACAGGGUGACGUGGAUGUGCUGCUGCCCAUAAAGGUGACAAAAGGCCCCACGUAUAACAUCCGCCUCCGUGCCACUGUGUCUGAAAUGUCGCUCGACCUCUCCAAGAAGAGACUGCACUUCUCUGACAUCCUUGUUGGGCAGUGCCAGGUCGAGACCAUCCGACUCUACAACUGGUUCCGAGUAGCCUGCAAAUGGUCCAUCGAGCGUGUUCCGAAGAACAAUCACCUCAAAUACAUGACAGUACGUCAGAAGCGGCAGGCGCUGGAGGAUGAGCCCUGUCCCUUUGAAGUAUCGCCCUCCAAAGGAACCCUUGGUGCAGGAAAGUGGCAGAACUUGCAAAUCCAGUUUACACCCGAGGCGGAGAGCUCUUACAGGAAUGAGCUGGAGCUUAACAUUUGUGGGAGCAGCAGUCACUUAAAGCUGCACCUCUCAGGAGAAGGUCUGGAGCCACGGUUGGAGUUCAGCCCCCCAGCACUAAAGAUGGGAUGGAUGCUGGUGGACAGUGAUGGGCUGGAGGCCACAGUGGUGGUGAAGAACCCAUGCAACUUCCCCAUUGAGUUUUACUCCCUGGAUUUUGAUGAGCAGUACCUUGAGGAGGAGAAGAUCCUGCGGAUGGCAGUGGGGUCCGAGUAUCAAAAGUGGUUUUUUAUGCCUCCACGUGCCGUGGGUGAGACGCUGCCCCCAGAGGUGCUGGAGGACCAUGAAGCACAGAGGAGGCCGAAGGCUCAACAGGCAGAGCUGAAGGCCAUGGCAGAGGCCAAGGCCAGGGCUGAGGCUGAGGCCAAGGCCAAGGGCAAGGCAGCACCAGCACAUCGCAGGACUCUCACAUUCUGUCCUGAGUCCAUGCUGAAAGUGACUGGCAGUCCCAUCUCUCGGGCUGUCAUGCGCCACCUGGGCAUUGACCCGUCUUCAGAGAGGCGUGAAGCGCAGCAGCACAGAGGGAUUGUUGUCAUCCUCCAUGGGCCACCCCGGACAGGAAAGACAGAGAUAGCAGCAGGCCUGUGUCAGUAUUAUGAUGCUGCUUACGUGUCCAUUGACACCGUGGUGAAAGAGGCCAUGGCCAACGAUGGGAGCCCAGCAGGGCUCUGUGCCCGGGAGCUCUGCACCAAGGCUGCCAUGGAGACAAAAGACAAAGACAAAGGUGAAAAGUCUCUGACCAAGAAUAAAGAAGCCUCUGGGGAAAAAAUCAACAAGAAGGAUGCCAAAGGCAAGACCCCUUCAGCACAAAAGAAGAAGGAGCCAGGCAGCAAACUCGACAAAAAGGACACCAAGUUCACAGUUUCCACUGCUCCUGCGCCGCAGCAGCUGAACAUCAGCAGCAGUCAUGGGGAAGAGCUGAACUGCUUGAGCUGUGUGCUGCCCGAGGACCUGCUGGUGGACAUCCUCAGUGAGAGGCUGAAGUGUAAAGACUGCUACAAGGGAGUGGCCUUUGAUGGCUUGGAAAGCCUCUUUGCAAGCAGCCUGGAAUCUUCUCUUCUCUGUGUACUCAAAGCUGUCAAAAAUCGUCGUCAUAUCUUCAUAUUGAACCUGCAUCAGGAUUAUGCUGUUUGGAAAGCCAGGGUUGAAGCUGAAAGAGAGAGGAAGGAAGCUGAAAGAGAGAAGAAAGAACUGCAGUGGGAAAAAGCUAUUGAGAGGAAGAGAAAACUUUUAUUGCAAAUGACUGAGGAUGAGUAUGACGCCCUCCCUGAGGAGAAGAAAGCAGAAGUGGAUAAAAUAUUCCUGGAAUGGGCGCGCAUACGGAGGAAGAGAAGUGUCUUUAAGUCCAUGAUGUCGAUUGGCACCUUCUUCAUCAUCUCCCUUCACCAAAACAGUGGGACUGUGAUCUAUGAGUCAUCACAGCAGAACGUUGCAGAGCUUUCCUCCUACUGGGACAGGGUUCAGGGUACCAUGCAGUUACCUGUGAUCCCAAAGGAAAACAACUCCCAGUCUUCAUCUGUAAAGAAAGGUCAGAAGACCAAUAAGCCUCAGGAGAAGGUGGAGAAGCCUGAACAAAAAAGUGGAGACCAAAGGAGUCUUCAGUCAUCUCAGCUGGAGAUGCAAAGCGAAGUUGCAGAGGGGGCAGUCAGAGACGAGCAUGUCGGGGUGCCGUGCCUGGACAUCCAGGUCUCAGAUCCGAAGGCCACGAUCAGGGAGAUCCUGAGGGAUGGGACGCUGCCAACGGAAGACGAGGUGCUGCAACAUGUGGGACUGCAUCCCGACGGGCCUCCCCUGCCCCCUGCUGCUGUGCUCUCCAUAGUCGAGUACCCAGAGGAGCGGCUGGCCUCUGCAGAGCGCGUGGAGCCCUUCGCCAUUGUGGCACCGGGAGGUGCUGCUGUGGAAGACAGUCUGGCCAAGGCCCCUGAUGUGAAGGGCAGUUCUGCCGAGGGCCGACCAAAGACAGGUAAAGCAGCCAGCAGAGACAGCUCUGCAAAGGAGAAGCAGAUCUCCACACGGAGAACAGAAAGUCCCCGGGAUUCCUCUGCAACAAGAUCCAAAAGUACACUGGAAAGUGCCUCAGUCCCCACAGAAUUCCUCAGGCUGAAACGGUACCGGUGGAUAGUGCCUGCCCACGGUGAGGUGGAACUGAAGGUCCAGUUCUCCGCCAAAAAGCCAGGGAAGUUUGAGCAGACACUGAGGUUUGAGCUCGUGCAGACAAAGCGCCAGUACGAGCUGCCCUGCUGUGGCACCGGCCUGUACCCCAGCAUCAGCCAGAACCCACGGGUGGUGUUUCCACAGUGGAGGGAGACCAUGAAGGAAGAUGAAAUCAUCUUCAAGGAAUAUGUUGAGAGCACAAAGCAAUUCCACUUUGGGCCGCUGCUGUGUGGGAAAUCAAGAGACUGGUACAAGGCCCAGAACUGUCCCGGCAACUCGGAGAAUAUAACCAUCCUCAACAACUCCCCCAUGGACGUAGAGGUCCAGUUCUCCUUUGAGAAUGAUGGGAAAGCAGAGACGUUCCUUUUGGACCCUCCCAGCAUGGCACUGAAACCAAAGGAGAAGCAGGAGCUGACCAUUUGGGCAUACCCCACUUCCCCUGGCUUCCUGGAAGACAAACUCUUCUGCAGCAUUGGGAAGAACCCGGACCCAGUGGUCUUCAGCCUGUGCUGCCAUGGGGUGCACGUGAAGCUGGAGGUCAGCCCCCUGGCGCUGUCUUUUGGCAAGCUGCUUCUGCACAGGACUGACAGCAGGACCUUGGUCCUGAGAAACGACAACCUGCUGCCCAUGGCCUGGCAGCUCAAUGGGCUGGAUGACCUUGCUGAGGACUUCUCCUUGUCCCAAGAUAAAGGCACCAUUGAUCCCCGCUCAGAGUUUGAAGUGGCAGUGCAUUUCAAGGCCAGGCAGAUUGGCAGCGUUAAGAAGACCCUCCGACUAGAGGUUUCAGAUACAGAAAAUGUCCUGGGGAUUGUUCAGGCUGAAAACAUCAAAAUCUCUGCAAAGGUCUAUGAGGUUUCUCUGAGCAUUGACAUGCCCAAAGGUUCAGAUGGAAGCUUGGAAUUUGGAACCAUUAAUGUCCUGGAUAAUGUGAAGAAAGUCCUGAGUCUAAAGAACAAAGGGGUAUACAACAUUGAGUACAGUUUCACGCUGAAGGGUGCAGGUCCCGGGAUGCAAAACAUGGCAUCCUACUUCACUGUUGAGCCUCAGUCAGGCAUGCUGACUGCCUCCCAGCCUGGUGUGAAUAUUGAGAUACUCUUCCACCCCACAAGUGAAAUCCUCCUCAAGAACAAGCCCAUCCUGUACUGCCAGGUGAUAGAUGCCAGCUCAGGUGAAGGAGGCCAGGUUGUCACCAACAUCCCAGUGAUGGUGUCAGCAAAAGCUGAGUACAGCAAGUACAGCAUUGAGCCUGCCUCACCCAUCGACUUCGGUGCCGUGAUCAAGGGCACCAAGGAGACCCAGACUGUCGUGCUGGAGAACAAAGGCAUGCUCGGCUUCAAAUUCCGCAUCCACCGAGCACCCAAGGAGGCAUCUGCAUUGGAAAGCAAAAGUUCAAAGCAAGGGGAAUCUGCUCCAUUGCCUACAAAGCACUCAGCAAAGAAAUCAAGCUCCUUGACACAGGGUCACCUCAAUCUUGGCAUGUUCACGGUGUCCCCCUGCUCCGGCUCCAUCCGUCCCCGGGGCCAGCAGAAGAUCACAGUGGAAUGCCUCGCAGAGCAGGAGGGGACAUGUGAGGAGCAGCUCUACAUUGACAUCCUGGGCAGAGACCCCAAGGACAAUCCCCUCGGCAUUCCCUUUACCUUGAUUGCCAAGUCCUGCGUCCCAGGACUCAUUGAGGAUGUCACGUUAAUCUUCAAGGAGUACCCGAUCUGCAGCAGCACCGACCUCAGACACAAGAUGCAGUCGGUGAAAGGCAGGGGCCUGUUUGUCAGAGAUGAGAACAGAUUCAUCUUCAACAAUGUUCUGGUUGGGCAAGAGGCUGUAGCUCAUUUCAGUAUCUAUAGUGCGAGCAGUCUGCCAUGUGACGUGGUCCUCUCCAUCACACCCCUGCCUGGAAAGGAACAAAUCACUAUCAAAAACAUUUUCAAUUUGGAUCCAGUCAAGAUGUCCGUUCCUGGCUCAUCUUAUGCCAUUGCUACGGUGACCUUCACCCCGCCAGAUGAGCAGAACUACAACUGCACAUUCACGGCUUCCCUUGUCAUCCCAAAAGGCUCUGUGAAAAUCAAACCCCAAACCCUGACCUUCACCAUCAGCGGGAGGGGGCACGAGCCGCAGCUGACAGUCGUGUGCCCGAGUGCUCGCAGCGAGAGGGGAAACGCCGUGCUGCGCUUCAAGAGGCUCCGGCUGGGGGAUUCAGAGACGCUGCCCCUGGUCAUCCGUAACAACGGCAGCAUACCUGUCAAGAUUAUGUUACACCUGGAGGAUAAGCAUGGAGUGUUCUUCUUGAAAGGCAGGGCCUCCACACUCAGGAUAUUCCACACUGAAGAUGUGGAAGAGGACUCCGUUGGAAACGAGAGCAAGCCCCCGAAGAAGCCUUUCUUCCUUCUGCAUUGCGGGCAAUCGACAGAGUUUGAUGUCAUUUUCAAACCCACGCGGGCUCGACGUCUGGAAGGGGAGAUUUGUCUCUUCAUGGGGGACAUGUGCUCUAACAAAACCCUAGUAGAGCUGGUGGGUGAAGGCCACAAGGAUGAAUUCACCCUCGAUGGCCUAGAGGAAGACACAAUGGAGGGGAAUGCUGAGAGCAGUCUGAAGAAAGACAUCAUUGAUGCUGUCAGAAUGAAUCACCUCCAGUUUGGGGACUGUCUUGUCGGGAAGCGCUGCAGCAGGACCUUCACCAUCACCAACCACACCCGUAGGAAGGUCAUGCGCUUUGAGUGGGAGGCAGACGCCCCAUUCCAGUUCUCCCCCAAGGUGGGACACCUCUGUCCUCGCCGUGCCAAGGACAUCACAGUGACUUUGAAAUCAGAUGUCCCAGCCACCUUCAGGAGGCACCUUGUGAAAUGUAAGGUGACCAAGAUCAACUUUGAGCUGCCACAAAGGGAGGUUCCUGACUGGGAUGACCGAAAGUGCACUGUCUCAUGGAAGAGUACCACCAGGAAAGACCCGGGAGACAAAUUCCCUAAAAUAGAGAAGGUGGUCGAGAUAGACCCAGAACCGGCUCACACUGUGGUGGAGGAGAGCAGCCAGGAGGCCGAGGUGUACCUCAGUGCCGUUGCUGCCCACAAGCAGUUGAAGCUGAAGACGAUGGUGGUUCAGUUCAAGGAUACCCAGCCCUCCCAGACAAGGACAACCACUUUCAAAAUUCACAACGCAGGGAAGGAAGCCCUGGAGUACUCCUGGGAUUAUGCCGCAGAUAGAGAACCAGUGAACAAGCCAUUCUCAUUCACUCUGAUGCGUCGGUUCCUCUCCGAUGAAACUGUAAAGCAUCGCAGAAAGCUGCUGCGUAGUUACUGGUGGGAGCUGGAACAUCCUCCUAAGAUAGUUCCUAAAGUGCGGCAGCGGCGGCCUGACAGGAGGCUGCGGUUAGCCAGAUUGCGGCAGCAGCGGCGAGACCGGCAGUGGCGCUGGGACUGGAUAUUUCACCCAUGA
This is a messenger RNA of Vidua macroura (Pin-tailed whydah), 8280 nucleotides long. RefSeq names its product hydrocephalus-inducing protein homolog. NCBI's taxonomy places the organism in Eukaryota, Metazoa, Chordata, Aves, Passeriformes, Viduidae. Gene Ontology annotation, cellular component: axoneme. Bases 1 to 8280 code for a protein of 2759 amino acids. The transcript is spliced from 51 exons. Gene Ontology annotation, biological process: axonemal central apparatus assembly; cilium movement. The record is from RefSeq and is a predicted model, not a curated record.